AUGUUGCCCUCAAAUUCACUAGAAGCCGAUUCCAUCACUGAAAUCGAUUGCUCGAAAUCCAAUACAUGCAUGAAAUGUCUGAACAAUAAGCCUUUGUGCAGCUGGUCCAUCGAACUGCAAUCAUGCUUUAACACAAAAGUGCUGCAAGCACCGCGUGGAAAUUUAACAGUAAAUAACGAAAAGCACUGUCCACGGUUCACAGUGGUCAACAAAUCGUCCGUAGCCGGCGUGUCUUUUAAAUACACUAUCAGAAUAUCGAACGACUUGAAGGGUGCGGUCACGUCGUUCCUGAACAGCAGUACGAUCACAUGUUGUAUCGAGUCUUGCGACUUCCGUGGGUCGGUGAUCGACGACUCAAUCGUGUGUGCGGCGAUACGCACGCCAUGGUCGUACUUUGCGGACGGCUCAAGAGCCAUGAUCUCAUACAUAUACGUCAUGUUCGGCGACAAAAAACUGCAGUUUGACAAUGACGCCGACCACUAUUACAUAAUUUACGACCGCGACUGCGCGGCGUCUGCGGCCGCUGCUGCUGACGACUGCGCGACGUGUCUCUGGAAUGACAGAUUCUACAAGCAUUACUUGAAAUGGUGCCCGACUGGCAACCCGUGUACGGGGUCGUAUCAGAUCUACGAUAAGCGGGACUUGGACGGUGACAAGAAAUUUCUGUUCAGCGAUGACGACGUGGUGCGCGUACGCUGCGCCGAGAUCAACAUCUUGUCGGUGCGGCCGCUGUACGCGCCGCGGACAGGCGGUGGAACCACCACAUUGACGAUAACCGUCCGGAACCACCGGAUGUUGGUCGAGAACAGAACUGUGACGGUGGCUGUGGCCGGAAGACGCUGCAAGGACCCGGUAACGUACGAUAACCAGACGAUAACUUGCUCCUUGUUGCAGUCGUCGAUCACCAGCGCCGUAGCCGCCGCCGGUCCGGUCGAAGUUGUGUAUGCGUCUUCGUUGUCUUCGGCCCGGCCGUCGCAGAAUAAGAGGUUCACGCUCACAUCGUUUGAAACAGUCGGUUUCGUCGAUCCAGAGACGACGAGCGUGCGUCCGACCUGUGGGUCCAUUUCUAGCGGCAUCACGUUGACGGUGCGUGGCAGUUUCCUGGACAUCGGUAACGCCGUACGCGUGUCCGUCGUAGCAAACAUCAGUGAAUCAGAAGUCGGAGAAACGGUCCUCAUGACAUGUGACACUGUGUCGCGCGACCGGCACACAAUCGUCUGCCGGACCAGCGCGGCCGUCCGCCGCAACAAUUAUAACGCGACCGGCGCAUCGUCGGCCCGCGUGAAAGUUCAGUUCGACGGUGGUCCGAUCAAGUACGUCCAGAAUCCCGCCUCGUGGACGUUGUGUACGAUCGGCGAAUCGGCGUUGGACGCGGGACAGACGUACGGCGGCACCGUUUCGGGCGGCACUUUGGUGGCGGUCCGCGGCGUCCGUUUUUCCUGUGUUUCGAAUGCCCACUUUUACGUGCACGACAGGAACGGUGCUAAAUACCAGCACGCUACCGGAUGCCGAGUAGUGAACGACACAUACAUGGAGUGCCGGUCACCGGACAUGCGGCGCGCGUCGUCUGCCGUCGACGUAGCCACAGCCGUUGGGUUUCCGGAUUUCGGUGUCCGGGCGCUGGAUUGUGGCGAAGGUCGUGUGUCCGACUUGCCGGUGCUGCAGCCACAGCAGCAAAGGUUGUCAGCAACCGCCGUUCACAGUCCGUUUUCCGUGUAUGCCGAUCCCGUUUACGUUGAUUUCGAAAUCCGCGACGGUGCCGUCGUCAUUAGCAGCGGCCAUCCAUCCUCACUGGGCCAGGGCUACGUGGUCGGCGACGUGGCCGUGCGGUUUCUAAACUCAACGGGUGGUUGUCGCGUUACGUCCUUGUCACGACACGAGAUAAUUUGCGUGCCGAACUCCACUACCACGGCCACCGUUCUCAACCAGCUUCGACGUAUCGUGGUGACCGUGGGUGGGUACGAGUGUGAUGUGCAGAAAAAGUCUAUCAACGCCUGGGACGACGGUAGAAGCGGUAGUCGGUCGCUGCUAUUCACUAGCGUCACUUUCUCCUGUUGCAGUGGAGUUGCCAUCGUUUCGGGGGCGGUGUUACUUUUCGCUGUAGGUGUCUUAUUAUUCCGUGUCAUUACAAAAAAUCGGUACGUAAUAAGCGCGGACACCUAA
Macrosiphum euphorbiae (potato aphid) is the source of this 2163-nucleotide messenger RNA. The record is from the annotation of a GenBank genome assembly. Lineage: Eukaryota; Metazoa; Arthropoda; Insecta; Hemiptera; Aphididae.